This is a messenger RNA of Zootermopsis nevadensis, 1094 nucleotides long. RefSeq names its product syntaxin-like domain-containing protein decima (gene dcma). Lineage: Eukaryota; Metazoa; Arthropoda; Insecta; Blattodea; Termopsidae. The record is from RefSeq and is a predicted model, not a curated record.
ACGGCCAUACAGACAAUCGAUGGCUGUACGCAUGCGCCGGUAGUGAGGUCGGUUGACGGCUGUCGCGCGACCCGUCAGUCGCCGUUCAGUCACCAGAGCGCGCGUACAUAGCGACAACAGAGCCGCCCCACGACCUAAUCGCGAAGCACAACGAACGGGAGAUUAUUAUGCCCUGACAUGGCCGCCAGCAGCCACCACCGUGGGCAUGGCCACCACCACCACCACGAGGACAAGACGCACGCGCUGAUCGUGGAGAUUAACAGCCAGGUGGCGAUGUUCCGGGACCUGCUGAUUCAUGUGGGUCAAACCCGAGACUGCCCCGAGCUCCGGGAGAAGAUUCGCAAACUGAGGCGCACCCUGGUGGACGCAUGUCGGCACACGAGCCAGCUGCUGCUGCCUCAGGUCCGCAGUGCCGUGGCUGACGGAAUCCCCGCGGACAAUCCCCACUUCGUUCUCCUGUUCUUCAUCGCCCAGCUGUUCCUGAGGGAGCUCGCCAAGUGCCACCGGCUGGUGCAGGUCAUCCCGAUGGACAUGUCCGGAUACUACGACAACCGUCCGGGCCCGUCCAAUCUGGGCAACGUGAUCAGCCAGAUCCUCCUGUGUAAGCAGAUCACUCCGGACUUCAAGCAGGAGGAGCUGUGUUCCAUCACCAAGGACUCGCAGGACAUCCGCAAGAUGGUUCAGGACAUGCAGGAGUUCAUGCCGCGGCAGGAGAACAGCACUGAGCGGAACCAGGCCCUCAUCGGAGAUGACGCCGGAGGCCAGCAGUGGACCAUGAAGAAUCGGAGUGCCUCGUUCUACAAGAACAUGGGCAGUUUCUGUUGCAUCUGUCGCCCCAACUACGUGUGAUGUGGGGCGGAGUCGCGGGCCAGCAUCGGACAAGACGCCGCUUAAGACUCGACUUCCUGACCGCAGUACUUCGCCCCCGUACCCGAUAACGCGCCGUUAGAGUGGGAAAUUCCUUAUAACGAGUAGGCGUGCCUGUGAAAACGGUGGAUUAGUGAGUAACAAACGGUGACCGACCAAGAACACAGCUCGCUCUGGACUCGUUUCUUACUCUGCAGGGUGGAGCCUCGUUAUAAAAGAGAUUCUCA